AUACAUUUGAGCUUUAUAUUGUUGCGUUUAUUGGCACAAUACCAUUGAGUUUUAUUUAUGAAAAAUGACCGAGCGCAAACCGCCAAGCUGUACAAAAAGACGAGAAUGGGGUUAUAUGAACUAUGUACUAGUUAAAAAGGAAAACGAUUGGUAUCUGGGAAGGAUUAAAGACCUCAGAGACGACGAAUUCUUCGUCGAUCUCGUAUCCCGGUCGGUAAUCGCGUGCUGGAUCCAUUCGCGUCACAUUUGGCUCUAUGAUCCUCUCCAAUAUUCCUCUCACAAGAACGGGGUUUCCGUUCAAGUUGCCGUUCGACAGGGCGACGAUGGCCCGUACGCUUUUCGACCCGGCACACUGUUCAAACCGUCUUCUUCUUCCUUUAAUUAUGUUAUUAUGGGCAAUCAUAACCAAUCCGGAUUGCAGAGAUACGACAUCCUUCCCUGGUCCCGGAUGAUUAUUAACCGCCUGCCUUCACCGGACGCGGCGCCGAUCUACAGCAUGUCGUCACCGGUGUGGGUCAAACGCGUCGUACCCUUUGACCGAGCCUACCUAAUCCAGACUGAACUACACCGUCUUGAACCGUGCUUCGCGUAUGGGGUGCCGCGUGAUAGGGAUUCUGAGAGCGCUCGCUAUACAAGUAGCUUCAUAGCCCGAUAUAAGGAAAAAGGAAGGUACGUACGCGUCGACAACGAUACAGUGACGUUUAUUUUCUUGGGGCAGCACAGAGUUGAGCCACGAGACGCGGUACUAUGGCAAGAGCGAGCCUUGCUCGCCGGUUGUAAACGACAUUGCGUGGAGUGGGGAGGCACUGCUCCAUCGCCGACACCCGACGCCCGCGUCUACUUCGAAGCUGUAGAUUUGGAUACUGGGCACAUAGGCAGCCUCCCGCUUCCGAUUCUGGAAGACAUCCUUGGGCGCCUGGAUCUGCCUUCUCGAUUUUCUGUCAAAAGAGUCUGCGCUUUGUGGCAGGAUGUUCUUGAGAAGCCUUCAACAAACCGGCAUCUUCUCAUCGAUGCACGCACACUGCAGGUCCAAGCGGUAGCAACCACGUUUCGUGCUCCUGGGUGCUGGAAAUGGGAAUACUUAUUAGUCGUGCUCUUGGAAGAAUCCAUUACGAUUCUAACUCGAACCAUCACCUACAUCUGUCAGUCCGGCGAUAAGGACAGCCACCGCUUCUUAACACACAUUGUGCACUUACUUAGCCUUAAGGCAACCAAAUUAGACACAAUCCUCAUCAAAGACGGUGAACUUUCGAUAGACAUUUGGCAAGCCCACCGUAUUCGUUCGCAGUUCAUGAUUCACUGGACCAGCAGCAGCUAUCUGGACGAGUUUCGCCCACUUUGUCAACAUCUGAUCGUCGUUAACUGUACACUUUGCGGCGUGCUAGAGAGCCCUAACCGCUCAAGUCAAUUAUCAUGUGACCCCGUUUAUUCUAAAAUGGGCGUCGUGAGGCACGACCCGCUUAUGAAUGCCGAACUCUCCCUGAAAGCCGUGGUAUCCUGGCUAGUUAUUGGCUGCAGUGAUUCCAAGUCUCAGAUGCUUCGCACUAUAUUGUUAGCCAGCGAGAAGAGUUUCCCUCCUGUCGAGCAAAUCGUUUCUGCUCGAUGUGCGGCCGUUCAUAAGCGGAUGCUGACGACCUUGACGUAUCCCGACGAUUGGAAGGGGAUUCGGACUCUCCUGCAGAUAUACAACGGAUUCUGGCCGGAUGGAUCUACGCGAAACUGGGACGAUGUGGAUUUACGGGAUUUGGAUAUCUCGUGCCUAACCAACAUGACCCUGCGCGUACUGGAUGCCGUUUUCCGACUGUGAAACACAACGCUCGCGCCGGCGUGCAGAAUGUACGAAUGAGCAUUAGUAUACAACUGUUAAAAGGAACUCGCUGACACACUUGCUGUGUUGCACACUGUUAUAUGAUGAUAAGCUAGAGGCUUUUUUCUCUAGAGGAACUUGCCACGCUACUCUAGUGUUUUAACGACUCAGUAUUUCUGUUCAAUGGAAAGUGUCAUGCGUUCGUUAGAGUGCGCUCAUACUU
Messenger RNA from Paramacrobiotus metropolitanus, 2030 nucleotides. RefSeq lists its product as uncharacterized. Lineage: Eukaryota; Metazoa; Tardigrada; Eutardigrada; Parachela; Macrobiotidae. The coding region runs from base 65 to 1807 and encodes 580 amino acids. Gene Ontology annotation, molecular function: protein binding. The transcript has 4 exons. The record is from RefSeq and is a predicted model, not a curated record.